Ruditapes philippinarum (Manila clam) is the source of this 1078-nucleotide messenger RNA. Its product is annotated as D(1)-like dopamine receptor. Gene Ontology annotation, molecular function: G protein-coupled serotonin receptor activity; neurotransmitter receptor activity. The coding region runs from base 351 to 1049 and encodes 232 amino acids. Gene Ontology annotation, cellular component: dendrite; membrane. Gene Ontology annotation, biological process: G protein-coupled receptor signaling pathway, coupled to cyclic nucleotide second messenger; chemical synaptic transmission. The record is from RefSeq and is a predicted model, not a curated record. The transcript has a single exon. Lineage: Eukaryota; Metazoa; Mollusca; Bivalvia; Venerida; Veneridae.
GGGCGUAGCACCCGAGUAUUAAUCAGAUUGCCGAGUGUUUUGGUGUUCUUUCUCUUUGUAUCAUAGUCAAACAUAAAAGCACGUUCCCUGUUGUCACAAUAUGAAACCCCGGCAAAAAUGAACCAAUGAACGAACAUCUGAAUAUGACAUUUCCGUCGCUUUCCCUUUCUCUGCCGUCACAAUAUGUAAACCCCAGCAAAAAUGAGCCAAUCAAUGGGCAUGCUCUGGAGUGCGGGUAACUAAUACCCGCACUCCAGUUAACGCACUGUGCAUGUAUAUGUAUACGAUUUAACCCUGACACAUUUUCAACAGAAAGGUCUACAAACUAUGAUGCAAAUGUAGAAAGGAUUAUGUCAAUAAUUCAGCCGAAUCUUCAUUCCUGGAUAUUUCAGAAGACGUUCAAAACAAUAACUGUUUGUAUGGCAUGGGUUAUAGCCCUUGUUGUUGUGGUUCCGAUUUGGACAUCUGGAACAAUUCCGUAUGAAAAUAGACCUGGAGAAUGUUUUGUUAUCAUCAGCAAGGAAUCUGCAAUAUUAUGUCCAUUAGUAACAUAUUUCAUUCCAUUAUUUUGUAUCAUAGCACUAACAUUCAGAUUACUAUUGUUGAAGAUCCAGUUAUCCACCCCUACUCCUGGAACUAUAGAAAGCACGCGCAUGUCGUUGAAAAACUAUCACAGCCAGCAAAAUGAUAUUGACUUUGAAAGUGAAUGCUCCCCAAUGUCAAGGCCGUUGCCAAGCACGAGUUCAAUGCCCAUUAAGGAGAAAAAAGAUGACAUUGUGUCUUUGUGCAUAGUUAAUACAGUCUUUGCGGCCAUGUGGUUUCCUUUUCAGUGUAUUAGUUUUCUGUUAUCAUUUUGUCAGACCGCAUCAUGUAUUCCUUCUACCGGAUUAAAUCAGGUUAUAACAUGGAUUGGAGCGUCAACUGUUGGAGUUGUCCCACUUUUUUGGUUCAUCGACAGUCAGCUCAGAUCGGGCCUUCGGAUUAAAUUCACCCGACGUUCAGAUGUAGAAUCUGCAGAUUGUACACACUGUGAAGAAACGUUCCUCUGAAUGGAUAGCAACAACAAAGUCACCUUCAA